UUGAAGGGUAAGGCUAAUUCCUCUUGAAUCCUUCAUGGCUUCAUUCAUAUAUGUUUUCUUUUGAUUAAGAACAGUGAUGAGAGUGAGUUACUAGUAGCAAUGGCUAACAGCUUGAAUUUGGGUUAUUUCUGAGCAAAAAAAAAAAGGGUGUUUCAGCCCUUCACCAUGCCUCUAUCCGAGCUAUAUCGGAUGGCUAGGGGGAAGCUCGAUUCAUCUCAAGACAAGAACCCUUCAAGUUCAACUGAUCCAUCUAUUGUGUAGACCUGAGGAUGAUUUUGUUGAACUGGUUUGGGAGAAUGGUCAAAUUUCGAUGCAAGGUCAGUCUAGUGUAGCUAGAAAGGUUCCUGCUUGUAACAGCUUACAAUCCCACAGUUUUAAGAUUAGAGAUAAAUAUAUAGGCAAUGGAGGAAAUAGUUCAAAAAUGGGAAAGUUUGGGGUGGUGGAUGCGGUAUCGAGUGAAGUUCUAAUGUCGGCGCCGUCUCAUGAUGAUGAUGUGGUGCCUUGGUUAAAGUACUCAGAGAAUGAAUGUUCUGAUAUGUUGCCUGGAUUAUCUGGGCUCACUACAAAUAAGAUCCCAACUGAUGGUAGCUUAGCUUCAUUUAAUCAAAGACGCCAAUCCAUCAGUGAUUCCUUUACUGUUUCUCUGAAUGCUGCUGCGGAUUUCAAACAAGGAAAGUUGGCAAAGGUUCCUAAACCGGCAGAUGACGAAGCUAGGCUGAGAAGUGGUACCAGCGAGUGGCCACAGCUAUGUCAAGUGUCUUCAUCGUAUCUUAGAUCAAGAAAUUUAGAGAGUAUUGGUAAUAACCCGAGCCAUGCCUUUUUCAGAGACACGAUGGGAGUUCAACUGUCAGAUGAGACUUUGCGUGGUGUUAAGAUGCAGAAACAAGAUCCAGUUGCACCUUGUAAUAAUACCGUCUUGAUGAAUUUUUCCCAUUUUUCACGUCCUGCUGCUCUUGUUAAAGCUAGUCUUCAGAAUAUAGGUGCUAUGGCUAGGAUUGAGAGUAAGGAAACAGGGUUUGCAGCCAGUACUAGGGGCCCUGUUGAUUCCAAGGCCAUUGAUUCAAAUAUCAAGUUACAGAAGGAAAACUUUUUACAUUGCCAUUCUACAAUAGUGCCGAUGAAGACUGAUAUAAAACAAUCUGAAGCUAAGUCUCCAGAUGAGCCAGUUGCUGCUGAACCAAAUGAUGCCAUCUGUGAAGAAUAUGUCCUGAAAAGUGAUAAAAUAUCUAGUCAAGUUAUUGAUGAAAAUGCUUCCAAAUGCCUGCCAGAGAGUGGUAAGGCUGUAGAGUCUGUGCUUGCUGCUUCUGUUUUCUGUGAAAAUAGUGUAGAAAGAGCUUCUGACGAUCCAGUAGUACAUAAUUUGAAGAAAAAAAACCAUGAUAAUGAGGAGUUUGAAUGUCCUAGCGAAGAUGCUGAAGAAGAAUCUGUAGGUGUGAAAAAAGCAGUUCCCACUCGAGGAGGUAAGGGGUUCAAGAGAAGCCGGGCAGCUGAAGUGCAUAAUUUAUCUGAAAGGAGGCGAAGGGAUAGGAUAAAUGAGAAGAUGCGUGCUUUACAGGAGCUCAUACCUAACUGCAACAAGGUGGACAAAGCUUCAAUGCUUGAUGAAGCAAUUGACUAUCUUAAGACACUCCAACUACAAGUGCAGAUUAUGUCUAUGCGAGCUGGCUUAUCUGUGCCACCGAUGAUGUUGCCAACUGGAAUGCAACACAUGCAUGCCACUCAAAUGGCUUAUUUUUCAUCCAUGGGUUUUGGAAUGGGUCUAGGUAUGGGUUUUGGGAUGCCAUUUCCUGAAACGAAUACUAUAGCUUCUGCUUUCCCUAUGGUUCAGGUGCCUCCAGUCUGUGGAGCACCUUUUUCUGGCUCAGGCCCUCAUUUGUCAGGUUCGACUGCAUUCCAUGAGAUGCCAGGAGCUAACCUCCCGCUAUAUGGUCUUCAUGGUCAAGGACUUCCAAUGUCGAUGCCAGGUGCACCUUUAUUUCCUAUUCCUGGUGGACACCUCAUGAAAUCAGCCAUUGGAUUGAGUGCCUGUGGACUGGGAGGUCCUAUGGACAAUAUGGAUUCAGCUACAGCUUCUAGUUCAAAGGACCCAAUUCAGAAUAUCAACUCACAAGUGGCACAGAAUACUAACAUCAAUAGCUCAAUGAAUCAGACAUCUACUCAGUACCAAACAGCAAAUGAAAGUUUUCAACAGCCAGCUGAAGUGCAAGAGAAUGGUCGAGCCUCAGAAAUCACUGGUAGUGUACCUUUUAGAUCAACUGAUGGAGAUAAGAAGUUACCUGAUAGUGUAGGUUAUAAUUGUUAGCUUUUUGAGCGGAGGAUAUGAAUCUAUUUUGCUUCAUGUGGAGGCUGAAGCUUUUUCUCUAUGGUGAUGAUGAUGGUCAACCGAAUACUAAUUUCAGCACAAUGCGAGUUAGAAUAUGCUCAGUUUUUGGUUGUUGCUUAGAAUCCUCUGUUUGAACAGAAGAGGGACCUUCAUGUACUUCGGUUACUCCUCCAUCCACGGUGCUUCCUUCCUUCACGAGAAGCGGUCCGGUACUCAAAUCCUUAGCUUUGGCUUCAGUAUGCUCAGGUUCUUCCUCCGCAACAAGCGGUCUGGUACUCAAAUCCUCACCUUUGGCUUCAGUAGGAUCAGGUACUUCCUCCAUGGGAAGCUGUUCGGUAGUCAUAUCUAUAGGUUUGGGUUCACUAUGAUCAGGUUCUUCCGUCUUGUAUUUGUACCAUGAGGCCCAGUACAAAUAGUUUAAAAAGUUUAGGCAGCUAAGGAUAGCUAAAAACCAGUAAAAGAGAUUUAAGUGACUCGAGUCUAAGUCUAAUCCAUGAAUCCAACCUUGUUUGCUUGAACUGGUUCUUUUGGUGAUGGCGUUUAUGACAUUGACAAACACUGUACUUAAGAAGUAGCCAAAAGAUAGUGUUAACCACGUAAAUGAUGUGGAGAGUGAUCUCAUGCCUAUCGGUGCUUCCCUGUAGAAAAAUUCCAGCAGUCCCACAAGAGUGAACAUGUCUGCAAUUCCAAAUAUUCCAUAUUGAAAGGAGAGCCAGAAGAGGCUUAUGGGCUUCAUUAUGUCCCUAUGAGCUUGAUCCCUUCUUUUAACCUCAACAAUACCGGCAAUAGCCAUUGAAAUUGCUGACAGAACAAGCCCCACACCGACACGUUGGAGUUGCGUGAUGCCCGACGGAUGUUUCGUGAUUUUUCGAGCAAAAGGGACAAAGAAAAACUCAUAGAUGGGGACCAGAAUGGACAUGAAAACCAGUGGGAUUAUCGGGAUCGAAGCAGCAGGAACGUUGAAAUUUCCAAUCUUGCGAUUCAUGAAAUUACCUUGCAUAACUGAGAAUGUCUGCAGCUGCGCCAGACAUGUGUUCAUUAUGACUGUACUGAAUAAAAUGGGCAACAUCCUGGUUAGUAUCUUAACUUCUUCAACUUGAGUCACUGUGCACACCGUCCAUGGUGUUGUCUUCGAAUCUUUCGGAACAAUUGCAGCUUUAUCUAGGAAUCUGACCAAGAAUCAUGAAUCACAGUUGGUUUCCAAAUUUUUGUUUAAACAUGUUUAGCUAUCAUACAGUCACAUCACAUUUGCAUUACCUGAAUUGGUUGGUGUGGGAGAUUAUUUCCUCCCUGAAAUCAUUUUCGGUUUUCCUGAUCUCAUACAAUUCAUCUGGACUAUCCGGCAGAGCUAGCUUACUGUUGUUUAUGGCUACUACUAUGACCUAUGAAUGAUCAUAACACAAAAGAAAUGUUUAUCACCUUUGUCACCACCCUUGUUUCUAUUUGUAGAUAUAUCCAUUCAGAAAUGAAAUGCAGGGAUAAAUAGUACUGAACCUGAGUUAUCCUUAUGAUGGGGCUAUCGGCCAUCUUGGGUUCUCGUAGGCGGUAGAAAGGCUUGCCGAGUGCAAGAACAGUGAAACCUAUGAAGGUAGCCACAGUCGAUAUGAAGAAACCCCAAUACCAUUUGUGCUUUUCAGUGGUCAGAUACACGAUCCCCGUCACUCCGACACAGGCUCCGAGUGUAGUACUGAGCAAUAGCCAGUUGAAAUACCUUGCUAGAGCUUUGGCUUCCUUGGGGUCUUUAUGAUCAAAUUGGUCACCACCAAGUGCUGGAAGAGCUCCCUUGACCCCACCGGCCCCCAAUGCCAACAACCCCAGUGAAAAGUAGAACAUCACCGCCUUGCUACCGUCUAUGCAGCUGGGCUUGCCACAGUAUGCGGGCUGCAAAUCCUUUGAAUAAGCCUGGAUUGUUACCAAUGCCAAUCCCUGCAAAUCAAAACCUUGUUUUAGUUAAGCCUAUAAGGAGGGGAGGGUCUGGGUCAAAUUAUGGUUUUCGUCCCUGCAUUGUAUUACUCAUCUUGGAGAUUUAGUUCCUCGGUUGAUGUGUAAUUUAAAAACAAAAAACAAAAUUUUCUGUGUCAUUUGAAAUGUAAAAAUAUUGUCAUUAAAAUAGUUAUGUUCUACUUUCCGAGA
Messenger RNA from Gossypium raimondii (Peruvian cotton), 4456 nucleotides. RefSeq names its product transcription factor PIF3. Gene Ontology annotation, biological process: regulation of DNA-templated transcription. Bases 311 to 2302 code for a protein of 663 amino acids. The record is from RefSeq and is a predicted model, not a curated record. Gene Ontology annotation, molecular function: protein dimerization activity; DNA-binding transcription factor activity. Lineage: Eukaryota; Viridiplantae; Streptophyta; Magnoliopsida; Malvales; Malvaceae. The transcript is spliced from 9 exons.